This is a messenger RNA of Camellia sinensis, 1931 nucleotides long. Its product is annotated as CBS domain-containing protein CBSCBSPB5. The record is from RefSeq and is a predicted model, not a curated record. Gene Ontology annotation, molecular function: protein binding. NCBI's taxonomy places the organism in Eukaryota, Viridiplantae, Streptophyta, Magnoliopsida, Ericales, Theaceae.
CCAUUUCUCUCUCUCUCUCUCUCUCUCCACCACCCCCAACAACCAUCACCGGUCGGUGCAUUUUCCCGGGAAAUUAAACACACAUUCAUUUUCCCGGAAAAAUCAAAUCCCCCGAUCGGAACGAUUCCUUAUUUCCAAUCACGAUUGAGCCGUGAUAAAAAAUUCAUCAAGAGCUGAAUUAUCAGAUUAAAUUAACAUACGAUGAAUUUCUUGUGAAUCAAGCAAGGCAUUUGCUUUGUAAUAAUUUAUAUUGCGUGGCAUUGUGAGGGAGGAGUUUGAAGAUGAUGGCGAAUCAAGGCGGUUCUUUAAGGAAAACUCUGUCUUUGAAUAGCUCUCCUUCUCCUUCUCCUUCUCCUUCUCAGCUCAAGAAGAAACCUUCAGAGAAUGGCAGCCUCGAUACAACCUCCCGAAAAUCUCUUUCUUCUUCUCGUUCCAUGGGAGUAUCUGGAGAACGUAAGGUGAGGCGAUUGAGGCUGUCGAAGGCCCUGACAGUACCUGAAACUACAAGUAUUUAUGAAGCUUGCCGUAGGAUGGCUGCUCGUAGAGUUGAUGCUUUGUUACUGACUGACUCAAAUGCAUUACUUUGUGGAAUCCUGACAGACAAGGAUAUAGCAACAAGGGUUAUUGCUGGCGAGGUGAAUCUUGCGGAGACACCUGUUUCCAAGGUUAUGACUAGAAAUCCAGUUUUUGUACUGUCUGACACUCUUGCUGUAGAAGCCCUGCAAAAGAUGGUGCUAGGAAAAUUCAGACAUUUGCCUAUUGUGGAGAGUGGAGAGGUCAUUGCUUUGCUUGAUAUAGCAAAGUGUUUAUACGAUGCUAUUGCCCGCAUGGAAAGAGCAGCUGAAAAAGGAAAGGCCAUUGCAGCUGCUGUUGAAGGUGUUGAAAAACAAUGGGGGGCAUCUAUUGCUGGUCCUAACACAUUCAUUGAAACACUUCGAGAUCGAAUGUUUAGGCCCUUUUUGUCUACGAUCAUUCCUGAGAAUUCAAAGAUUGCAACUGUCUCGCCAACUGACACAGUAUUAAUGGCAACAAAGAAGAUGGUUGAGUACCGUAUGAGCUCUGCUGUUGUAGCAGUUGAAAACAAACCACGAGGAAUUUUAACAUCAAAGGAUAUCUUGAUGAGGGUAAUAGCACAAAAUCUUCCUCCAGAGUCCACUCCAGUGGAGAAGGUGAUGACCCCAAAUCCCGAAUGUGCAACAGUGGAUACACCCAUUGUUGAUGCUCUGCAUAUCAUGCAUGAUGGAAAAUUUCUACACCUUCCUGUUGUUGAUAAAGAUGGAAUAGCGGUUGCUGUUGUUGAUGUACUUCAUAUCACUCAUGCUGCUAUAGCCACAGUGGGAAGCAAUGCCGGGGUUAGUAAUGAUUCGUCACCCAAUAUGAUGCAAAAAUUUUGGGAUUCUGCUAUGGCUUUAUCUCCUGAUGAGGAGGAAGAUGCAGAAAGUGAUAGUUCUUUCAAAUUGGCUUCUGAAAGCAUUGAGACAACAAGAUCACUUCCCUACCCUUCGUCAAUCGUGCCUAAUACCUUUGCUUUCAAAAUUCAAGAUAAGAAGGGUCGAAUGCAUAGAUUCAAUUGUGAUACACAGAGUUUGACUGAUCUUGUGACUGCAAUCCUUCAGAGGGUGGGGGAUGAAAUUGACCGCAACAACUUGCCUCAUAUUUUGUAUGAAGAUGAAGAUCAUGACAACGUUGUACUUGCAUCAGAUAGUGAUCUUGUUGCAGCUGUGGACCAUGCAAGGUUAGCCGGUUGGAAGGUAUUAAAGUUGCAUUUAGAUCAUUCAGGAACACAAGGUCAUAGGAGAGGAUCACAAUCUGGAGGUGUAGAGUAUGCUCAAUCGGAUGUGUGGGCUUCAGCAUACAGUGCUUUACCUGCAGGGGCUGCACUAAUUGCCGGAUUAAGCAUGUUAGCAUACUUGAGGAGGAAUGAUAACUGA